AUGAAGUGCCUCGUGGUGCUCCUUGCGGUCCUCGCUCUCUCCCAGGGUGGGGAGAUCACCAGGAUCCCGCUGUACAAAGGGAACACGACGAGGAAGGCCCUCAAGGAGCACGGGCUUCUGGGGGACUUCCUGAAGAAGCACCAGGUCGAACUGAGCAGGAAGCGCUCCCACUCCGGCGUGGUGGCCAGAGAGGCCCUGACCAACUACCUGGACGUUCAGUAUUUUGGGAAGAUCCAUAUUGGGACGCCACCCCAGGAGUUCACCGUGGUGUUUGAUACAGGCUCCUCGGACUUCUGGGUGCCCUCCAUCUACUGCAAGAACAAGGCCUGCAAAAUCCACCGGCGCUUUGACCCAGCCAAGUCCUCCACCUUCCAGCACAUGCACAAGCCCCUGUCCAUCCAGUACGGCACAGGCAGCAUGCAGGGCGUCCUGGGCAAUGACACGGUCAUUGUUGCUGGCAUUGUGGACACACACCAGACUGUGGGCCUGAGCACCAAGGAGCCUGGCGAUGUCUUUGUCUACUCGGAGUUCGACGGGAUCCUGGGCAUGGGCUAUCCGAACAUCGCCUCCCCUCACUCGGUGCCGGUGUUUGACAACAUGAUGCACAAGCACCUGGUAGCCGAGAACCUGUUUUCAGUUUACAUGAGCAGGUCUGGCGAGGGAAGCAUGCUCACACUGGGCGGCAUCGACUCCCACUGCUACACAGGUGACCUGCACUGGGUGCCCGUGAGUGUGCGGGGCUACUGGCAGUUCACCCUGGACAGGGUCACCGUGGACGGCAAGGUGGUGGCUUGUGAGCGGGGCUGCCAGGCCAUCCUAGACACGGGCACUUCCUUGCUGAUCGGUCCCGACAGCGAGAUCCUCCACAUCCAGAGAGCCAUUGGGGCCUCCGAGGGGGAGUACGGAGAGUUCGGCCUCAGCUGCAAGAACCUGAGCAGCAAGCCCACAGUGGUCUUUGAGAUCAACGGCAGGAAGUUCCCAUUGUCGCCUUCCGCCUACACCAACAAGGACAAGGACUUGUGCUACAGCGGCUUCGAGGGCGGUUCCCAGCUGUGGAUCCUGGGGGAUGUCUUCAUCCGGGCGUACUACAGUGUCUUCGACAGGGCCAACAACCGCGUGGGACUGGCCACAGCUAUCUGA
Molecule: messenger RNA, 1140 nt
Organism: Lepus europaeus (European hare)
Lineage: Eukaryota; Metazoa; Chordata; Mammalia; Lagomorpha; Leporidae
Product: chymosin-like
Exons: 9
Coding region: 1-1140 (379 amino acids)
Biological process (GO): proteolysis
Molecular function (GO): aspartic-type endopeptidase activity
Source: RefSeq, a predicted model, not a curated record